Messenger RNA from Elephantulus edwardii (Cape elephant shrew), 1142 nucleotides. It is a transcript of the gene HEY1, whose product is annotated as hes-related family bHLH transcription factor with YRPW motif 1. The transcript has 5 exons. NCBI's taxonomy places the organism in Eukaryota, Metazoa, Chordata, Mammalia, Macroscelidea, Macroscelididae. Gene Ontology annotation, molecular function: RNA polymerase II cis-regulatory region sequence-specific DNA binding; DNA-binding transcription factor activity, RNA polymerase II-specific; protein dimerization activity. Gene Ontology annotation, biological process: anterior/posterior pattern specification; negative regulation of neuron differentiation; circulatory system development. The record is from RefSeq and is a predicted model, not a curated record. Gene Ontology annotation, cellular component: nucleus. The coding region runs from base 100 to 1011 and encodes 303 amino acids.
UGCGGAACGCGAGCAGCCGAGCGCGGAGAGGCGCCGCUGCCGUUAACUCCUCCCUGCCCGCUGGUCCGACCCUCCCCCGGAGCCCCCUGCGCAGCCAGCAUGAAGCGAGCCCACCCAGAAUACAGUUCCUCGGAUAGCGAGCUGGACGAGACCAUCGAGGUGGAAAAAGAGAGUGCAGACGAGAAUGGAAACUUGAGUUCGGCGCUAGGUUCCAUGUCCCCUACUACGUCUUCGCAGAUCUUGGCCAGGAAAAGACGGAGAGGCAUCAUUGAGAAGCGUAGACGAGACCGGAUCAAUAACAGUUUGUCAGAGCUGAGGAGGCUGGUCCCCAGUGCUUUUGAGAAGCAGGGAUCAGCUAAACUAGAAAAAGCCGAGAUCCUGCAGAUGACUGUGGAUCACUUGAAGAUGCUGCACACCGCAGGAGGGAAAGGCUAUUUUGACGCGCACGCGCUGGCAAUGGACUACCGGAGUUUGGGGUUUCGGGAAUGCCUGGCAGAAGUAGCCCGUUACUUGAGCAUCAUCGAAGGAUUAGACGCCUCUGACCCCCUUCGAGUUAGACUGGUCUCCCAUCUCAACAACUAUGCCUCUCAGCGGGAAGCUGCGAGCAGCGCGCACGCCGGCCUUGGACACAUUCCCUGGGGGGGCGCCUUCGGACAUCAUCCGCACAUCGCGCACCCCCUCUUGCUCCCCCAGACUGGCCACGGGAACGCGGGCACCACGGCCUCGCCCACGGAACCACCGCACCAGGGCAGGUUGGCCUCCACGCAUCCCGAGGCUCCCGCCCUGCGCGCGCCCCCUACCGGCGGGCUUGGACCGGUGCUCCCAGUGGUCACCUCCUCUUCCAAACUCUCUCCGCCUCUGCUCUCCUCAGUGGCCUCCCUAUCCUUCCCCUUCUCUUUUAGCUCCUUCCACUUACUCUCUCCCAAUGCACUGAGCCCUUCAGCACCCUCGCAGGCAGCAAAUCUUGGCAAGCCCUAUAGACCUUGGGGGACGGAGAUUGGAGCUUUUUAAAGAACUGAUGCUGUAGAAAGGGGGAAGCGAAAGUUUAAAAUCCCAGCUGAGCUGGACUAUUGCCAACAUCACCUUAAAGUCGUCAGUAAAAGUAAAAAAGAAAAAGGUACACUUUCAGAUAAACUUUGUUU